CUAUUUCGGUUUGAUGUUUUUUUCAACUAGAAUGGACAGUUCUCCAUUAAUUGUGUCUGAAGAUGUUUCUUCCCCUUCCUUGUAUUCCACCUCUCUUGUAUCUCAAAAGGCACGUAAAUCAGGAAAGACUUCCGGGCUUAGUUGUUGAAAAGUAGAUUAAAAAGCUUGUAAAGCCUUGGCUUGCGACACAUCUGAAGAACACUGUUCACAGUGUGUGUGUAGGUUUGAAAUAGUGACAGACUGAUAGACAGAUAAGAAUAGAAAUCAGUAGGAGAAGAAUGUUGUUCAUCUCAUUGCUCUCCAUCUCUCUCUGUCAAAUUCCCCUCUUUUUUUAUGAUGUUUCUUCUCAGCAUCUGAGUUGUAUGUCUUAUGGGAGGUCCCUUUUCAAUCAUCAACAUCACCAGUUCAUCCAAAAUAAGUUAUUAAUGUAGCCCUUGUGUGUCCAUUGGAAACACACACACACACACACACACACACACACACACACACACACACACACACACACACACACACACACACACACACACACACACACACACACACAGUUUAUGACAAACAAUUUCAAUCAAUAGCAUUCACAUCUUCAACUUUUGUCUUUUUUCUUCUUCUUGUGGAUUGAAAAGGGGGUUCAAUUCAAACAAACACCCCAUGUUUAUUGCUUUGAGCGGGAUUUCACCAUGAAGGACUAAGGAACCCACACCACAUUUUGUGUUUUCAAGUGGCAGCUCUGUCUUUAUUGUUGUCCCACUCCUCUGAUCACCACUAAAUUAAUAAUGAGUUACAGACAAGAGUUAAAUAGUCUUGACAAAGACCCAACGUACAGACCGAUGAUGGUGACUAAAUAAACGAGGGGAAGCGACAGAAGACACGGAAAAAGGGAAGGAGGAAGACAUGCUCUAAUCUCCGCAUUGCCACGGCAACCGUUGUUCACACACACACACGGAGUUGUCAGAGGAAACCUCGUCGCGCUGUAUCCUCCAGUGGAAGAAGACGGGAGGAUGAGUCAGACGACAGGAGACGAAUGAGAGAGCGCCUCGCCCCUCUCCAUUCGUCAUUUCUCUAUUUAUUUUUUGAGUUCUCCUUACACACUCAAACUUGACACAUGCACACUUGUUCAAUCCCGGUGCUCAUCCCUCACUCCAUAAGCCCUCUUCACGUCUACUCCUCUCUGCACGGCUUCCUCUGUUCAUCCUUCCCUCCACCCGGUGCUAUGAGAGGAGUAGUUGGGUCCCAGACCACACCACCAUGCCAGUUCUGAAGAGUAGAGAGGAGAUCUGGGCUGGCAAUGUACAAGGUACUGCAUUUACACUCCUCCACGAUGCUUGUCAGCCUCCUCUCCCCCUCCCCACUCCAGGACAGGCGUGUCACUUCCUCCUUCCCCCCUCCUCCUCCCGAACACACCUCUUCCCCUCAUCAGCACCCCCGGCUGGCCCUUCCCUCCCUCUCCCUCCCCCUCUCCCUCUCUCUCCUCCUCCUCUCCCUAUUCCUUCUGCCCAUCUGCGAGUCGGCGCGGUCGCCUGGGAGGGGCGGAGCUGGCCAGGGCGGAGGAGCACCAGGGGGAGGCCAGAGGGGCACAAACCUCAUCCCCCCUUUCUACCCCCUUACUACCCCCAGUAUCCCCCGCCCCCGGCCCCCUGUGCCCCCCUUACCUCCCAAAGUGGCCUCCUCUCUUAGCAUCGCCGUCAUCCUGGUGGGCAACUCUAGCGAGGUGUCGUCCACCUACGUGGAGAAAGAGGAGUUCCUCCAUGUUCCUCACCCUACCAAAGUCCAACUGGAGACCAUGAACGACACGGACCCCAAGAGUAUCAUCAACCGUAUCUGCACCCUGAUGACCAACACCUGGCUGCAGGGGGUGGUGUUCGGGGACGAUACGGACCAGGAGGCCAUCGCCCAGAUCCUGGACUUCAUCUCUGCCCAGACACACAUCCCCAUCCUGGGCAUCCGUGGAGGCUCCUCCAUGGUCAUGGCUGCCAAGGACGACCACUCCAUGUUCUUCCAGUUUGGCCCGUCCAUAGAGCAGCAGGCCUCCAUCAUGCUGAAGAUCAUGGAGGAAUACGACUGGUACAUCUUCUCCAUCGUCACCACCUACUACCCUGGAUACCAGGACUUUGUCAACAAAAUCCGGAGCACCAUAGAGAACAGUUUUGUGGGCUGGGAGCUAGAAGAAGUCCUCCUGUUGGACAUGUCUGUGGAUGACGGAGACGCUAAGAUCCAGAACCAGAUGAAGAAGCUGCAGAGCCCUGUCUACCUGCUUUACUGCACCAAGGAGGAGGCCUACACCAUCUUUGAGGUGGCAAACUCUGUAGGACUGACGGGAUACGGCUACACCUGGAUCGUACCGUCGCUAGUGGCCGGCGACGCCGAUAAUGUCCCCGCCGUGUUUCCCACAGGGCUAAUUUCGGUGUCGUAUGACGAAUGGGACUACAGUUUGGAGGCUCGGGUGCGGGAUGCAGUGGCUGUCAUCGCCAUGGCGACCUCCACCAUGAUGCUGGACCGGGGGCAACACACGCUGCUCAAGUCAGGCUGCAACGAGACCCCUAACAAGAAGGGCUCUAAACAAGGCAACUCCAAUGAAGUGCUCAAGUAUCUGAUGAACGUGACGUUCGAGGGACGUAACCUGUCGUUCAGUGAGGAUGGAUACCAGAUGCAUCCCAAACUGGUCAUCACCCUGCUAGACAAGCAGAGGCGCUGGGACAAGGUGGGUAAGUGGGAGAACAGCUCCCUGUCCAUGAAGUACCACGUGUGGCCCAGGUUCGAGCUGUUCUCCGAUGGGGAGGCCCGGGAGGACGACCACCUGUCCAUCGUGACGCUGGAGGAGGCACCCUUUGUCAUCGUGGAGGACGUGGACCCCCUCAGUGGCACCUGCAUGAGGAACACAGUGCCGUGCAGGAAACAGCUUAAAAUACUCAACCAGACAGUACCUGGCCAGUACACCAAGCGCUGCUGUAAAGGUUUCUGCAUUGACAUCCUGAAGAAGAUCGCCAAGCAGGUCAAGUUCACCUAUGACCUCUACCUGGUCACCAACGGAAAGCACGGCAAGAAGAUCAACGGCACCUGGAAUGGAAUGGUCGGGGAGGUGGAGCAGAAGAAGGCCCACAUGGCCGUGGGGUCGCUCACCAUCAACGCGGAGAGGUCUGAGGUCAUUGACUUCUCCGUGCCCUUCAUCGAGACGGGGAUCAGUGUCCUGGUCUCCCGUAGCAACGGCACUGUCUCCCCCUCCGCCUUCCUUGAGCCGUUCAGUGCGGACGUGUGGGUGAUGAUGUUUGUGAUGCUGCUGCUCGUGUCAGCGAUUGCUGUGUUUGUGUUUGAGUACUUCAGCCCGGUCGGCUACAACCGCUGCCUGGCAGACGGACGAGAGCCCGGUGGCCCCUCCUUCACCAUCGGCAAGGCCAUCUGGCUGCUGUGGGGCCUGGUUUUCAACAACUCUGUUCCCGUCCAGAACCCUAAAGGCACCACCAGUAAGAUCAUGGUGUCGGUGUGGGCCUUCUUCGCUGUCAUCUUCCUGGCCUCCUACACUGCCAACCUGGCUGCCUUCAUGAUCCAGGAGGAGUAUGUGGAUCAGGUGUCGGGCCUCAGUGACAAUAAGUUCCAAAAACCCAACGCCUUCUCCCCGCCAUUCCGUUUCGGAACGGUGCCCAACGGAAGCACCGAACGGAACAUCCGCAACAAUUACCCGGAGAUGCACCAGUAUAUGACCAGCUUCCACCAGAAGAACGUGAACGAGGCCCUGGCAAGCCUCAAGGGAGGUAAAUUGGAUGCCUUCAUCUACGAUGCUGCUGUGUUGAACUACAUGGCCGGGAGGGACGAGGGCUGUAAACUGGUGACCAUCGGCAGCGGGAAGGUGUUCGCCACCACCGGUUACGGCAUCGCCAUCCAGAAGGACUCUGGCUGGAAGAGAGCAGUGGACCUGGCCAUCCUCAUGCUGUUCGGCGAUGGAGAGAUGGAGGAGCUGGAGGCUCUGUGGCUGACGGGGAUCUGCCAUAACGAGAAGAACGAGGUGAUGAGCAGCCAGCUGGACGUGGACAACAUGGCAGGUGUCUUCUACAUGCUGGGGGCGGCCAUGGCUCUGUCGCUCAUCACCUUCAUUGCCGAGCACGCCUUCUACUGGCAACUGCGCUUCUGCUUCAUGGGCUACUGCACCGGCAAGCCAGGCUUUACCUUCUCCAUCAGCAGGGGCAUCUGGAGUUGUAUCCACGGGGUCCAGAUCGAGGAGAACAAGUCGGCCAUGGACUCUCCAUCGGCCACCAUGAACAUGAACAUGAACAACACCCACUCCAACAUCCUGCGACUGCUCCGCACAGCCAAGGACAUGACCGCCAUCCCGGGGGUCAACGGCUCGCCGCACACGCACGGCUCCCUGGACUACGGUGGCCACCACCGUGGCGAGUCGCCCAGCAUCUACGACGUCUCCGAGCACCGGCGCAGCUUGCAAGAGCGCAAGGCCCUGCCGCCGCCCUACCUGCCUGAGGACAACAUGUUCAGCGACUACAUCAGCGAGGUGGAGAGGACUUUUGGCAACUUGCCCCUGAAGGACAACAACCUGUACCAGGACCAUUACCUGCACCACCACUCAGGUCCGGGACCCGGGCUGGCUCUGGGUAUGUCCGGCCCCCCGCCUAACAGGCCGAGUAGCUUAGGCAGUACCAGUUCAUUGGAGGGAGGGAUGUUUGAUUGUGACAGUUUAGGGGGAGGGGUAGCGCCCAUAUUCACCACACAACCCCGCGUUGCCUCCUUGACUCACAGGAACACCAAUAAGUUUGACCUGAUCGCCGGCCACGCCUCGGCUUCAGGCUCUGGUCAGCAGGGGGGUCAGUUCAAGUCGAACGACCUCUACGGGAGGUUCUCUUUCAAAGGCGGGGCGUCCAGUUCUGGGUUUAUCGACAGGGGCGGUCACGACAGGUACUGCAUGGGUGGAGGAGGAGGGGGUGGUGGGGGCUCGGGGGGCGAUGAUGUGUCGGAUAUCUCCUCACACACCAUCACCUACGGCAAUCUGGAGGGCAACGCCAAGAGGCGUAAACAGUACAGGGACAGCUUGAAAAAGAGGCCCGCCUCAGCCAAAUCCAGACGGGAGCAGGACGAGAUUGAUUACCGGAGGCGAGCCCACCAACAUCACACCGUCCACCACCACUUCUCCCGCGGGCCCCUGGGACACCGCUCGGCCUCCCCACCCCUGGUCCCCUCUGAGCGGAAGAGAGGGGGUGGAGGAGGAGGGGGUAACUCUUCACCUUACUUAUUCCGCGACAAAGAAAAUCUGAGGGAGUUCUAUGCGGAGCAAGUCCUUUCCAAGGAGGGCUCUGCCAAGUGGGAGCAUGUGGAUGUGGCCGACGGGCCUUGUCCGAUGGGCGGUAGGGGAGGAGUCGCUGGCGGUAGUAGUGGUAGUGGCAUUUGUAAGAGCCUAGUGCCCGUGGAGGAUUUCCUGAAAGGUAACAAACCCAAGAAGUCAGAGGGUAAAAGUGGCGUCGGAGGAGGAAUGGGCUUGGGGUCGUCAGGGCAACAGGCCCACACGUGUUGGGAGAAGAACAUGUCUGAAGUGGGGGGUGGAGGCAUAGCAGGGGGUGACUGGGAGUGUCGGAAUCUCAGUGGUGGCGGGGGAGGAGGAGGGAAGUCCAUCGCUCACCAUGGGGGAGGGGGCACCUGUACGCAUGGGAGCGCUAGUGGCGGAGGUGGGGGUGCUAGUGCCGGAGGGGGAAAUAGUCGUCCAAGCUCUGCUUCUUGCAAACGGUGCGAGUCGUGUAAGAAACCAGGCAACCUGUAUGACAUCAGUGAAGAUAACCUCAUAUUUAGCCAUGGGGGUGGAGGGGGAAGAGUGGUGACACGGGGGGCUGGCCAAUCACAAAGUCAUGCACAGCGCAGGAAGCUAGGGCCAGGUGGGCGGGUGUUACGGAGACAACACUCCUACGACACGUUUGUGGAUUUGCAGAAGGGUGGGGGUGGCGGACGCAUGGUCGGGGGUGGAGGAGGAGGUGGAGGAGGAGGAGGAGGGCAGCUCCUCCCACCCAGAAGCGUGAGCUUGAAAGACAAAGACCGCUACAUGGAGGGAGUUAGCCCGUACGCCCAAAUGUUUGCCCAGUACGCGGAGAGGGACAGAGAUAGUCCCUCCUUUUUCAGCCGGGGUGGUAGUGAGCGGGAGAGGGCGAAAGGAGGCUCCUCCUUCAGUUUGUUCCGAGGCGACCGAGGAGAAGGUGGGUUGCACCGUCGGUCGGUGGGGGAGAAAGACAUGAGGGACAGGGAUAGAAGAAUGAUGGGAGGUGGAGGUGGUGGGGGCGGUAGUGGCAAAGGGGCCGGGACUUACUCCUUGUCUAAAUCUCUCUACCCAGAUAAGGUGACCCAGAACCCCUUCAUCCCAACCUUCGGCGACGACCAGUGUCUAUUACAUGGCGGCAAACCGUACUACGUCAAAAUGUCUCCACAGCAACAGCAACAACCGCCACAGCAUCUCCUCAACAACAGCCGCGGGGACUUCCGAGGCUCCAUGGGGGUGCCGUCAUAUUUUCCGGCGUCAGCCACGACGGGGGUCAUGUCCAACGUGACCCCCAGGUUCCCCAAUGAUCUGUGUCUCGGGGGAGGGUUGGGGGGCCCCAUGGGGAACCACCAUGGCCCCAGACUGGGAGGCAACAAGCUACUGCCGGUCAGGGACGGGGGGUUAGGGUUGGUGGGGCAGGGCGGCCAGACACCCUUCAAUGGCUCGAGCAACGGCCACGUUUACGAGAAGCUCUCCAGCAUCGAGUCUGACGUCUGAAAGAAAGAGAUGGAGCUGGAGAACAGGAUGAUUGCUUCUCCGUCUGAGGAGAACGAAUAGACGCUACAUUGUGUACAUCGUUCUCAUAUUUCUAACUGAGGAAGGUUAGUUGGACAAUGGACACUGCGGACAGAGUGAAGGAGAGUGAAGGAACUGUCAAGUGCAACAGAAAGCGACACGACUUCUAAUGAGGAAAUGAGCGGAUUCUGCUGCUUGACUCUGAGACUGUGAGGGAGGAGGAGAGAAAUCUCUCCUCCGUUUCUCCUCUCCUUCUUCACUCCCUCUUUUAUCUUUCCCUCUCUUCCGCUCGCCUGCUGUUCCUUACACCAAAACUAACGUUUUGGCUUAGCUAUCAGAAAUACAAUCAAAUGAAUGAAAAAUCAAAUACUUUUCUUGAAGUAACAGGGUAAACUAACAAUAAUUGUAUUGAUAAUGUUGUUAAUGAUAUUAUUGAAUAUAAUUAUAUUGUUUAACAUUUGGGCUCGUUUUCUUAUUUUUUUUAAUAGUUCAUGUUGUUAUAUAUUUGUAUUGUUGUUAAUUAUUUGCUAGGCCACCAUAUUACAGGAGACUAAUAGACUAUUUGUUAGGAAGAAAUGUUACUUAAGUACCAAUACUUUUAGGUUGUGUAAUUCAGAUUUCUUCUUAAUUCUUGAUUAUCCAUAUUUUCUGUUUUUGGAGUGCUGUGCAAAAGUAUACUGUAUGUGAAAGGCAUGAUUUGCUGAGUACAUUUCCCAUAUACUUGACAUCUUAUAGUGAAGGAGAAAGUACUUAUGUGGCAUCAUACUGGUUUGCCGUUUAGAUUUCUUGUUUUGCCUGGCGGUACGUCGGGAGUAGUGGUGAUCUCAGAUACCGAGCGGGAUGUGCCUUACUGAAUCCACUACGCCCAUAAAGAUAUGAAGACUCCUCCUCCUAUCGCUAGAAAGGGUGUUCAUUCUGUAGACAAUUCACUUAUUAACUAGUCAUUCAUAAAGUGGUUAUCAUGUUCUCUGAGAAUCCACUUAGCUGAGAUUUCGCUUUAAACGAGACCCACCCACCUGAAAGGAGGAAUAGUUGCAUCAUGGAAGAUGUAGUUUUCUGCUCGUUUCACUCGGGUGCUAGUCAAGAGGCUCUUAUCUCACCCUUUAGCGUUCCAUAAAUCAUUUGAUUUAACAUUUUAAAUCCCAACUUAACACAAGUCCCCCUUAUAUACUCAAAGGUAAACUAUCAAUUACACUUAUUAUAAUUUUUGUAUUGUUAAAAAAAAAAAAUUGGCAUAGAUGCAGUAUUUGCUAAACAUAUGUAUUUCCCCUUGUGUUCCUAUAUGUUGCUGGGAAGUGAUUGAAUGGAGUUGGUUUCAAUUGGACUUGACUGUUGUCUACCUUUAAGAUCUGGUCUUGAUGGAAUGUUGGACCAUGGUCUGGGAAUGGAGAGACGGACAGCAGGACGUGUUAGUUCAUUUCAUUCUGUAUCAUGGCAGUAAGCUGUUGCUGCUAUAUUAUCGAGACACAUU
Molecule: messenger RNA, 8228 nt
Organism: Oncorhynchus tshawytscha (Chinook salmon)
Lineage: Eukaryota; Metazoa; Chordata; Actinopteri; Salmoniformes; Salmonidae
Gene: grin2bb
Product: glutamate receptor, ionotropic, N-methyl D-aspartate 2B, genome duplicate b
Biological process (GO): monoatomic ion transport; synaptic transmission, glutamatergic; excitatory postsynaptic potential
Cellular component (GO): NMDA selective glutamate receptor complex; postsynaptic membrane; plasma membrane
Molecular function (GO): NMDA glutamate receptor activity; transmitter-gated monoatomic ion channel activity involved in regulation of postsynaptic membrane potential
Source: RefSeq, a predicted model, not a curated record